AUGAUGCGCGGGCUACCGCUGGACAACCACGUCCCCGGGCGUAUGCGCUCCUCCCCAUUAUCUCGUCCGCUUGUGCCCGUGCUACUUCUAAGCUUCUGCGCAGUCUAUUUCUUCAACGGCGGGAUUCAGACCACCGUUUCAAGUUACUUCAAUGCCGCUGGUCAACGGGACUUUCAGCUCCCUAUACACUGUCCCAUACAGCCCGCUGCGCUCCAGCCGCCUAUAGCGUUUCCGCUCACGGACCCCACUUCGAGCUCGAGCCGCAUGACGACGAAAACGGAUUUUAUCGAGCGGCUGCGCGGGGGCGGUCCGCAUCCCCACCGAGACUUCUAUUCAUUCGAGGACUACCUGAGGGCAACUUACCCGGACGUAUUCUCGGCUCUGAAGGUGGAGAACUUCGCCACGCAUGCGUUGCUGUUCACAUGGCAGGGGAGCGAUCCGGCGCUCAAGCCGCUUGUGCUUAUGGCGCACCAAGACACCGUUCCUGUCCCUCUUGACACAACUUCGCGCUGGACCCACCCACCAUUCGACGCGCAUAUCGAUGAUGACGGUUGGAUAUGGGGGCGGGGCGUUGGCGACUGCAAAAAUCUUCUAAUCGCGGAGCUCUCUGCAAUCUCGGAGCUGCUAAAGGCUGGAUUCGAGCCAACGCGCAGCGUUCAUAUCGCUUUUGGGUUCGACGAAGAGGGCGGCGGGGUUCGGAGCGCUGCGUACAUUUCACAGCGCUUCUUAUCGCUCUAUGGCCCUGAUGGGCUGUUCAUGGUCGUGGACGAAGGAGGCCUCAUUCAACCGCCUUCAUCGAGUUCGAGCCCGCUAUUUGUAACACCUUCCCUCGCUGAAAAGGGCUCUGUCAAUGUGCAGCUCUCCGUCGGCGUUCCCGGAGGGCACUCAUCCAUCCCGCCCGCCCACACGGCAAUUGGAAUCCUUUCUGCCCUGGUCACGAGCCUGGAGGCGAGCCCGCCAGACGUAGUGCUGAGUAAAGCAAAUCCGUUCGCAGCGUACUUAAUGUGUCGGGCGGAGCAUGACCCCACCAGCCUCCACCCGACGCUGUUAAGGCUGCUUUCGCACGAACGCACAUGGCCCGCGGCAGCACGAUGGCUUUCUACCCACGAUCUCGCGGAUGCAGCUCGCCUAUCCACUACACAAGCAGUUGACAUCGUUGCAGGCGGCAUCAAAGUCAAUGCCUUACCCGAAGAAGCGCAUGUCGUUGUGAAUCAUCGUGUUUCCGUCGAAGACUCAAUCACUGGUCUUGAGGCUCGAUACCUGACCCUGCUGACACCCGUCGCGGCCAAGUUCGGGCUGACGGUCGUCGGUUUUGGGGAGAAGAUUCCGUCGGACACACCCCGGUAUCUGCAGCUCUCGCACCCUGGAUUUGGUGCAGAGGCAUCCCCAGUCACCCCAGAUGAGGGUGAUGCCUGGAAUGUUUUCGCUGCCACGGCUAAAUCGCUCUACCCCACCGCGAUUGUGUCGCCGUUCCUUUCGACGGGCGGCACGGACACGCGGGCGUACCUCCCGCCGACGCUGAAUUCGAGUCUGACGCGGGCCAUUUAUCGCUUCCAGGCGGUGCGCGAGGACCAGCGCGCGAACACGCACACUAUCGAUGAGAGGAUUCACGCUGACGCGCAUAUCAGCGCGAUCGAGUUCGUGUGGGCGCUGGUCCAGAAUGUAGAUGCCUGGCGAUAG
Messenger RNA from Mycena indigotica, 1680 nucleotides. RefSeq names its product Gly-Xaa carboxypeptidase. Bases 1 to 1680 code for a protein of 559 amino acids. Gene Ontology annotation, cellular component: fungal-type vacuole lumen. The record is from RefSeq and is a predicted model, not a curated record. Gene Ontology annotation, molecular function: metallocarboxypeptidase activity. The transcript has 12 exons. Lineage: Eukaryota; Fungi; Basidiomycota; Agaricomycetes; Agaricales; Mycenaceae.